This is a messenger RNA of Moneuplotes crassus, 856 nucleotides long. The record is from the annotation of a GenBank genome assembly. Lineage: Eukaryota; Ciliophora; Spirotrichea; Euplotida; Euplotidae.
UAUGAAUACAAAGCCAAGCAGACCUGAUAUGGCCCUAAUCUCUAGGUCAAGACCACACGCGUACCAGGAUGUGUUCAAGACGGAGAGAAACAGAGAUAUCAAGAGUUUGUUCUUCAUGAAGAAGCAUAAGAGCCUGCGCCCGAAGCAGAGGAAAUUCCAGAAUAGAAUAAACAUUCAUAUCAGUACAUGUGACCAGAAUACAAGAUCGUUAGAGAGAAUAUCCAAUCAAUCUACAUGUGAUGAGAGAGUGACUACUUCCCGGCUUGAAGAUAUUCAGAAGCUCGGUCCCAAGAUACUCCUGGAAAGCAAGAGAUCCAUUCAGGGAAUUUCCGGUCCCACCAAGUUUCGAAGGGCUUUAAACAAACUUAAAAUGAAACUUCCUGCUUGGCAUAAGCAAGCCAAAAUGAGGAAAAUCUUUGACGAUGUCAAGAGAUCUGUUGAUUCUGGUCAAUGUCUUGACCUCCAGGAUAUUGGCUUCAAGAGAACUCCCAUUUUCAAAAUCCAAAGAAAGGAAACUUUACAAAGGGAGAAACUGAAGCGAAGCGGGUUUUAUAUGAACCUCAAAGCUGACCAAGAGUGCAUAAAAAGUUCCAAAAUUGGCAUCACUAGGGAUCGGUCAUAUGAUAGUCUUGAAAAAGCUCUAAAUGAGCAAAAGUUCAGAACGAUAGAUGAGACUGAAACUUCCCCACAUAGGAUCAGUCAUCCUUUAGUGACAAGGUUUCUUAAAAGUAGCGAGAAAACGAUCGGAAAACAUCUGAAGAUAUUGAAAUACACAAAGGGAAGUUUUCAUGUAUACGAGCAUCAAGCUGAUAAGCAUAGUCGUAAUUAAAUUUUUAUAACAUACAUGUCCUCCUUA